AUGGCCGACUUCUACACCUCCGAGCCCCAAGAUACGCUUCCUCAUAUUCCAGACAACUUGACCGUCGCCCAGUUCAUGUUGGAUUAUCAGCAUGAGAUACGCCCGCUGCGAGGAUUGACUCCUUGUUUGAUCGACGAUGCUACCGGCCAACCCUUCAGCCUUGAAACACUCAGAACAAGAACGGAUGAUCUUGCAAAUGGCCUAUUCCACGAAUAUAAUAUAGGUGAAGAGGACACGGUGAUGCUCGUCAGCCCCAAUCACAUCGAUUAUCCAGUGGCGAUUUGGGCUGUCCAUAAACUUGGUGGCAUUGUGACGUGCUCAAAUCCUCUCCUUACUGUUGAUGAGCUAGUGUAUCAGCUGGAGACGGCUGGCGUCACUUUUGUUCUGGUGCAUUCAAACGUGUUGACAAUUGCGCUGGAUGCUGCUCGCACAAUCGGCCUUCCCCCGGGUCGAGUCGUUCUACUCGAUCAGCCCCCCUCAUCCCAUGGUUUUGAAAGCUUUCAAGGCGUGCCUGCCCUCAUUAAGCUCGGUCACGAGAGGGUAAGAAUGUUCUCCGAGCGAGUUCUCUGUAUCGGAGAAGGAAAGACGAAGAUUGCUUUACUAUGCUGGUCAUCCGGUACGACAGGGAAGCCAAAGGCGGUGGCAAUACCUCACUAUGCUUUUAUCGCCAACGUCAUACAGAUGGCGACUCAUAAUCAAGUCGGAGAGGGUUUCGGACAUCGCGGACGCCAGUCGUAUGGUCCAGGAGAUGUCGCAUUAGGUGUAUUACCCUUCUACCACGUUGCAGGCCUCGUCUUAAGUCUUCAUCUCACUGUAUUUUGUGCUAUGACCCUCGUGGUGGUCCCGAAGUAUGACUUCGACGCCAUGUUGGAAAGCAUCUUGCGGUACGAUGUAUCCCAUCUUGUACUUGUUCCACCUCAGGCCGUCAUGCUCGCCAAGUAUCCUAGAAUUCUUGACCACGACUUCACCAGAGUCAAGUAUGUAAUUAUAGGAGCCGCCCCUGUAUCACGAGAGGUGCAAGAAAGGUUGUGCAGGAUAUUCCCGUCCGCACAGAUAGGACAGGCGUAUGGCCUUACGGAAAUGACAACGACACUCGCCAUGGUAUCGCCAAAGCAAAGGAGGGGGCCACUCGGAAGUUCUGGCCGCCUUCUUCCUGGAAUACAAGCCCGCGUCGUCAAGCCUGAUGGAUCACUCGCUCGAUACGGCGAGAGAGGAGAGCUGAUUGUCAAGGGUCCUGGGAAUGUUCUGGGAUAUUUUAACAAUCCGCAGGCGACGAGUGAGACUUUCAUAGAUGGGUGGGUUCAUACCGGCGACGAAGUUGUUCUUACCAAAGAUCGAGAAGUGUUUGUAUUUGAUCGCCUCAAGGAGUUUAUGAAAGUACGAGGCUUCCAGGUAGCUCCUGCUGAACUGGAGGGAUGUCUUCUCUCGCAUCCGGAUGUAGCAGAUGCCUGCGUCGUGGGUCUUCCAGACGACUACAAUGGAGAGCUACCUCUUGCUUAUAUCGUGUUGUCCCCGUCUGCUUCGGAGCGUAUAAGUCGUAACUCAAGUAUGGCCGGCUUCUUCUGCUCUAGUAUAAUUAAGCAUGUUGACGAGCGGAAGGCCGGCUUCAAGCGCCUUACUGGUGGUGUUCGCUUUGUGGAGUCGAUUCCAAAAAAUGGAAGCGGGAAGAUACUAAGACGUAUUUUGCGGGAAGAUGCGAAGCUGAACCCGGGACCAACAUAUUCUGCCAGAGCUAGACUUUGA
Molecule: messenger RNA, 1743 nt
Organism: Cyclocybe aegerita
Lineage: Eukaryota; Fungi; Basidiomycota; Agaricomycetes; Agaricales; Hemipholiotaceae
Source: the annotation of a GenBank genome assembly